AAAUAAAUCCAGUUAGGUAAAUUUGAACCAAUCUGAGGUAUUACAAUCACAUACACAGUAUCUUUCUGCCUCCUGUUCUUGUUCAAACUCUGACAUUGGUUUCUCAUCCAGAUCCAUGGCACGGCUUUUCCAGCCAUAUAAAAAAAGAUAAACCAAACUAAGCUUGGAUGAGUUUUAUUUUAGUGAUCCCAGCCAAGGAGUCCAUGUAGAUUAAGCAAAAAUUGUAACUUGUUCUGAGUGAACAGCAGAUGUCAAGAGCUGGAGCAGCCUUUCAGAGUAGGUGUAUUAAUAAAUAUGUUUCCCUGCUGCCACCAGAGUGGAAGAUGUAACAGAGUCUGUAUUCCUUAAGCAACAUGGGUUGGUAUUUAAUAAAGAAAUACAUUAUGAAGGAUUCCAUCAAACUGCUACAGCUUUGACUGCCCUUUGGCAAGAAUUUCAGCCACUUUUUUAGAUGUGUUACCUGUUUACUUGGCUUUUUAGAGAUAAAAUACUUCUCCUUUUUGUAACAGAGAUCACUGUAGUCUCACCCAUGUAAAAGACCCGCACCUGAGUUAUAUUUCAAAGAUGUUUUUUUUAUCACUUGAAUUUGCAAUUUUGGAGUUGUACCAUGAAUUAAAAGAGGAUAUGUUUGGAAUGAGGUCAUCUUAAUUCCUUACAGUAUGUUCUUCUGCAGGAUAAAAACAGUGCUAAGAUCCUGAAAUAUAAUGCAUUUCUAAAUCUUCUUGUUCAAAUUGAUAUAGGAUAUGUUUCUCGGGGACUGUUCUUAUAAAGAUUUUAAUUUUUUCUUCAUUGUUUUAUGUAAUGCUUUAAACCACUAAGAUUUAAGAACGUACUUUAAAAGUUUCGGUUGUCUCUGGGAAAAAUAGUCUUAAUUUAUGUUGACCUUUCUUUCCUUUGAGCGUUUAGUCUGCAUUCAAUAAAAUUUUGAUGACUGCUCUUUAGAAGACAGCUGUACGAUGUAAAGUAUUAUAAAUAUUCAGCUUUCCUCUCCUAGCAUUGCCAUUAACAGCUGGGCAUCCCGUUCAGCAGAGCAGAUUUUGCAGAGAGAGCUUGGCGUGCUCCUGAAUCAGUAUAGUGGAGAAGACUAGAAAAUAGUUUCUUAUGGUUUGGGGACCUGUAAAGACAUAGAGCAUCUGUUCCCCAGUUAAGUCAUAGUCUGGUAGCACUGAAUCAUGUUAAGAGCUAAAAUGAUGGGAAGAACCUAUUUUUUCACCUUGGCUGUACCCGCGUUUUAAGCACCUAAUAAUUCUACUAAAGGAAAAAUGAUUUCACCCCUACUCAGAAGAGCUAAGAGAUCACUGAAGUUAGGCAGUGUUAAGAAGCAUAACCCAGCUGAAGCAGGCCCUUUGGACAACAAGGAUCUAAACUAUUCACCAACAACGGGAACACGCCAGAUAAGUCCAUUUUCAUCUCCCACAAGUAGUAAUGCAGAGGAUCUCGGGAACAGCUUAUCACAUGGAAAUGAAAGUGAUUCAGAAAGCAGAUUAUCCAGAAGAGGGCAGCCUCAAACAGUGGAGGAUGCGUUUGCAGCGCUGCAGUCCAACGUGCAAAGUUCAUUGGUGAGAAUUCUGAAAGCAAGAGAAAAGCUGACAAGCCUACAGGCUUUAGAGGGCAGCAGAGAGCUGGAAAAUAUCAUCGGUGACUCAGACUCGUCGUGCGACUUGAGCGCUGAAGUGCAGAAAACCCAAGCGCUAAUGAUUCAAGCAGAAGAACUGCAGCUGUUGAAAAGGAACCACGGACAACGUCCUGCCCGAGAGCACGCCCAGCCAGCCAGCAGCUCUGCCUUCCUGCAGCUGCUCCUCGACUCCCUGUAGCUCCUGUCUGCUGUGCACCUUGUCCAGCUGCUGCACACAGGAACACAGCAUUUCCUCAGAGCAGAUCCAAACGUUACUGCGGCUCAGCAGAGACCAUCUGUUGGCCUGCAUUGCCUUAGGAUGUGUGUGCAUCUAUUUUCUGAGCAGCGAGGCUGCUGGACACAGGACAGAACUAUAAUUGUGAGCAGAUCAUAUGAAUGAUGAUGAUGUUGUCUAACUGCAAUUUAUUUUAGUCAUUCCUCAUCUCCCCCCGGGCAUUAUGUGAAAAAUGCAUUCCGCAUCAACCCAAAGUUCUACAUCUGCUUGAUUGGACUUAAAAGGAGAGGAGGAAGGCCUGUAAGCCUAUCUCCCCUGCAAAUACCAGGCAGCAUUGCUUGCUGCGCUGGGCAGGUGCACAUCUAGAUAAAAUGUCUGGCAUCUAUUUAAACUGAACAAUGCGCACAACCAGAUAAUCUCAAUGUAAAUAAUACAUUUCUUCGUGGUUGUUCUGUCCCAGUGUGUGCGCACAACGCCAGCUUCCAUUCACUGCUGCUUGGAACAUCAACUGAUUUCCUCUGUGUGCCCCGCUGCAAAGAUAAUUGUUGUGUUGCUCCGGAUUAAACAGAACUGCAGCAAAGCAUUCCCUGCAAGAACUGCUGAGAAGCAAAUGUUGUUAAAGGGGAGCGUUGGAUCCCACGCCUUCAGGGAGCAGCAGGAAGCUUCACAAACGUGGUGCCCUGGGAAAUGGCUGCUCCCUGCUUCACCCACAGAGCUCAGCAGCAACAAGGCAGCAAAGCACCAUCUGAAUGGACUGUCUGGGCUCCAACAGCCUUCCUAAAAAUCCACCGUAUCUGACAGGUGACGCCGUUGGUGACCAAAGAUAAAGGAAGCUGCACCACGCAAGGAAUGGUUCUGAUUGCUGACCCUUCCAUUUGUUUAUACUGACAAAUGACUCCUCUGUAGCUGCCACUUAGGACCAGUUUGCCAUCCACGAAGAUGCUUCCUCUAAUGCUGACCCACAUCACACUGUGUAAAGGCACCGGAGCCAAGCCCACCCUCAUAACAGCACUCUAUUAACAUUCCUUUUAGGUCACCACUUCAGUUUCAUGCCCAUAUUUAAUGAUAUACAGGGGGGCUUUUGUUUCCCAUUAAGUUUGAUGUAGAGAGAGUAAAAUUCAACAUAAACACAGAUAAUUGAACAGCAGUUCUUAAACAGUGAGAACCCAAACAAGAAACAUGACAAUAUGUGGUUAAAUAUGUGUGUAGUCAAAUGGGGAUGGACUCCAGCGUUGGGCAUUUUUAACAAAUAAAAAUAACUCUUGCAUUUAAUUGCUGUGCGGGUGAUGUGAGAAGUUAAUUGUCACUCAUUUAAGUUGUCUGUGCUGCUUUUUGUUGUUAAGAUGAGCUCAGGUUUCCCAGCUGUUUGUUUGCAUGAUAAUGGGAAAAGAAAUAGCUGGGACAAAGCGGUCAUAGUAGUUUCUAUAACCUGACUGUAACCUUUGUAGCUGAAAAUUCAAUAAACACUGAUCUUUAAA
Messenger RNA from Coturnix japonica (Japanese quail), 3328 nucleotides. It is a transcript of the gene ITGB3BP, whose product is annotated as integrin subunit beta 3 binding protein. Lineage: Eukaryota; Metazoa; Chordata; Aves; Galliformes; Phasianidae. The record is from RefSeq and is a predicted model, not a curated record. Gene Ontology annotation, biological process: regulation of DNA-templated transcription; CENP-A containing chromatin assembly. Gene Ontology annotation, cellular component: nucleoplasm.